Aureobasidium musti is the source of this 1266-nucleotide messenger RNA. The record is from the annotation of a GenBank genome assembly. NCBI's taxonomy places the organism in Eukaryota, Fungi, Ascomycota, Dothideomycetes, Dothideales, Saccotheciaceae.
AUGGCAGGCACAAUGGGAUCCUCUCAAGUGACGGACGCUCUCCUCGCACUAGAGGACGCCCAAGCAAACAAGAAAGUCCAGGGUUACAACGACUUGCUCGACAAGAUUCUCGCCCAAUCCGACCACUUGUCCGAGAACCUCAUCGCCUACGUCCAGUCAAUCCUCAGUGACUCAGUCGGUAUCGUCACUUCACGCCCUCUACUCGCCUCCUUCGUCGACAGACUCGCCUCUCUCCCUGAUGCCGACACAAAGAUCGCCGUCGGAACCCAAGCUAUCGACGCCAUCGCUCCCAAAGUCGUUUCCUUCGAGGAGCAAGACACCGCCAUUAAACUCAUCCUGGCCGACAGCUACGAGCAGAAUGAAGACUUCACAUCAUCUGCAAAAGUCUUGCAACAGAUCACUCUCGACUCGUCUCAACGCCACGUUACCGACGACGACAAGGCAAAGAUCUGGAUUCGCAUCACCCGUUGUUAUCUAGAAGAAGACGAUCCCACAAACGCCCUUUCAUACCUCAACAGAGUCAAGAAUGUCAUCUACAACGUCCAAGACCAGCCCACGAAACUUCAAUUCCAACUCUCCCAAGCUCGCAUCUCCGACUCGCAACGCAACUUCCUCGACGCUUCCAACAGCUAUCUAAACCUUUCGCUUGAACCUGUAAUUGAUGAGGAGGAACGUCUACAAGCUCUGUCCGCCGCCAUCAUCUGCGCCGUCCUCGCACCUGCAGGUCCCAAGCGUGCCCGUCAACUCGCCCGCCUGUACAAGGAUGAUCGCACGCCUCAGUGUGACGAGUUCGCAAUCCUCGAAAACAUCUUCCUGGACCGCGUCCUCUCGCCUGCAGAAGUCAAAGCCUUUGCCGAGAAGCUGCAACCCCACCAGAUGGCAAAGACUGCCGAUGGCAGCACCGUCCUCGACAAGGCAGUCCUCGAACACAACCUUCUCGGCGUCUCGAGACUGUACUCCAACAUUCCCGUCACCAAUCUUGGAGCUAUGUUAGGCGUUGAUGCAGACCGUGCCGAAGCUUACGCCGCACAGAUGAUUGAGCAAGGACGUCUCUCUGGCUACAUCGAUCAAAUCGACGGCUUGAUUCACUUCAGCAAUGACUUAAGCAGCGGAGAAGGUACAAAGACCGCCGGCGCCAGCAUCGGCACCAGAGAGCUGAGGAUGUGGGAUGCCAAUGUACAAGGUCUGGCCGAAGAGGUCGAACGUGUCACUACCAUGAUCCAGACCACUCAUCCAGAAUUCUACGAGUUGAAGAUGGGUGCUUAG